CUGGGCGGCUCGGGCUGGCAGCGAGAGACGAGCGAUGGAGGGCGACAGCGGGGCCCCGUGGGCCCUGGGGUUGCUGCGCACCUUCCACGAGAGCGAGUUCGCGGGCUGGGAGAAAGUCGGCUCCGGCGGCUUCGGGCAGGUGUACAAGGUGCGCCAUGUCCACUGGAAGACGUGGCUCGCCGUCAAGUGCUCGUCGUUGAAUUCUCUGCCCGUCGACGACAGGUGCGUGGAGCUUUUGGAGGAAGCGAAGAAGAUGGAGAUGGCCAAGUUCCGGUACAUCCUGCCGGUGUACGGCAUUUGCCAAAAUCCCGUUGGCCUGGUCAUGGAGUUCAUGGAGACGGGCUCCCUGGAGAAGCUGCUGGCCUCCGAGCCGCUGCCGUGGGACCUGCGCUUCCGCAUCGUCCACGAGACCGCGGUGGGCAUGAACUUCCUGCACUGCAUGUCCCCGCCGCUGCUGCACCUGGACCUCAAGCCCGCCAACAUCCUGCUGGACGCCCACUACCACGUCAAGAUCUCCGACUUCGGGCUGGCCAAGUGCCACGGGCUGUCCCAGGACUUCAGCGUGGAUGGCGAGGACGGCGUGUGCGGGACCGUCGCCUACCUUCCUCCAGAGCGCUUCGGGGAGAAGGGCCGGCAUUUUGACACCAAGCAUGACGUGUACAGCUUCGCCAUCGUCAUCUGGAGCGUGGUGACGCAGAAGAAGCCUUUUGAAGAUGACAAAAACUUCCUGCACAUCAUGAUGAAAGUGUCAAAGGGCCACCGCCCGGAGCUGCCGCCUGUCUGCAGAGCCAGGCCGCGCGCCUGCAGCAACCUCUUGGGUCUCAUGCAAAGAUGCUGGCACGGGGACCCGUGCGAACGGCCCACCUUCCAAGAAAUCACUUCAGAAACCGAGGAUCUGUGUGAAAAGCCUGAUGAUGAAGUGAGAGAGAGAACUCAAGGUCCAGGAGUGAAAGAUGCUCCGGAGCCCAAGAGCGAGGCGCCGGUGUCCACGCCCCUCCAGCGAGCCUCGGCCCCCGCCUUCGACAAGGACUACAGCCUGUCCGAGCUGCUGUCCCAGCUGGACUCGGGCAUCUCCCAGACGAUCGAGGGCCCAGACGAGCUCAGCCGCAGCUCCUCCGAGUCCAAACUUCCAUCGGCGAACAGCGACAAGCGGCUGUCGGGGGUGUCGUCCGUCGAUUCUGCCUUCUCUUCCAGAGGGUCCUUGUCCCUGUCUUUCGAGCGGGAGCCUUCCACGGGCGAUCUUGGCACCACGGACAUCCAGAAGAAGAAGCUCGUGGAUGCCAUCGUGAAUGGGGACACCAACCGGCUGAUGAAGAUCCUGCAGCCCCAGGAUGUCGACCUGGUCCUGGAGGGCGGCACCAGCCUGCUGCACCUGGCCGUGGAGGCCGGGCAGGAGGAGUGUGUCAAGUGGCUGCUCCUCAACAACGCCAACCCCAACCUGACCAACAGGAAGGGCUCCACUCCCCUGCAUCUGGCUGUGGAGAAGAGGGUGCGGGGCGUGGUGGAGCUCCUGCUGGCCCGGAAGAUCAGCGUCAACGCCACAGACGAGGACCAGUGGACGGCCCUCCACUUCGCGGCGCAGAAUGGAGACGAGUGCAGCACGCGGCUGCUGCUGGAGAGGAACGCGUCCAUCAAUGAGGUGGACUUCGAGGGCCGCACGCCCAUGCACGUGGCCUGCCAGCAUGGGCAGGAGAGCGUCGUGCGCAUCCUGCUACGCCGGGGCGUCGACGUGGGCCUGCAGGGGAAGGACGCCUGGCUGCCGCUGCACUAUGCCGCCUGGCAGGGCCACCUGCCCAUCGUCAAGCUGCUGGCCAAGCAGCCGGGGGUGAGCGUGAAUGCCCAGACGCUGGACGGGAGGACGCCCCUGCACCUGGCCGCUCAGCGAGGGCACUACCGCGUGGCCCGCAUCCUCAUCGACCUGCACUCCGACGUCAACGUCUGCAACCUGCUUGCGCAGACGCCCCUGCACGUUGCCGCAGAGACGGGGCACACGAGCACCGCCCGGCUGCUCCUGCACCGGGGUGCCAACAGGGAAGCGGUGACCUCGGAGGGCUGCACUGCCCUACACCUGGCUUCCCGGAAUGGGCACCUGGCGACCGUCAAGCUGCUGGUGGAAGAGAAGGCUGACGUGCUGGCUCUGGGGCCCCGGAACCAGACGGCGCUGCACCUGGCCGCGGCCAACGGGCACACGGAGGUGGUGGAGGAGCUGGUCAGUGCUGAUGUGCUCAACCUGUCUGAUGAGCAGGGGCUCAGCGCCCUGCACCUGGCCGCCCGGGGCAGACAUGCCAAGACAGUGGAGACGCUGCUCAAGCACGGGGCCCACGUCAACCUGCAAAGCCUCAAGUUCCAGGGCGGGCACAGCCCCGCUGCCACACUGCUCCGGCGAAACAAAACCUAGCUUGCUGCCAUCGGAAGCUGGAGCCCGUGCAGGGUUCUGGUCCCAUUGUCAUGUUCCACGGUGGGGACAGAACGAUGCUGUGCUGGUCAACAACCCUCACCUUGUUGAUGGCCUGGCGGCAUGUCAGCUGAACAGGCCAUCAAGAGGCUGCUGACUCUUGAUGCUUGCCAGGAGUCUGAGUGGGUUACCCUCCAAAUGAAGGUGGUUCAAAGGUGCUGAUCCAUCUGCCCAUCAGGGGGCCCCAUGUCAGAGGGGCGAUGGGCUGAAAUCAUUUCGUUACACUGCUGCUUCUCAGGCUGGCCCUUCGGUGACAGUCGUGGGUGCUCUCAAGGCCAUCGUGUCCCGAGCCGGAGCCUCUGGAGCGCACCAGCCUGAGGAGGCAGGGGUGGGAGGAGCUGUCUUCGAUCUUCAUUUGCAGUGGCAGACAAAGCAGGUUGUUUCAGGGUGUUCAUGGCAUUCUUGUUUUGUGGAACACCCUCACUAGAUGAACACGGCAUCAACUGUUCCUUUAAACCUCUUUAAAAUAGUCACAGCCAUGGAUAGCCUGGUCUGUCGGUAACAUGUAAUGCAUAACAUGUGAUGUGCAACGUGUAAAAAGCGAGGUGGUUUGUUUUUAAAAGCCCAGUGAGUUGUCCGCUCUGACACACUGAGAUUGCUUCUCCAUUGCUUCUUGUGGCAACACACCUUCCAGGAUGCUCACUGCUAUAGUCAUGUUUCAUUUGCAUAAAAUGCAUUUUGAACUCUUAAAGCCAAAUAGGCAAGAGUCAUCUAAAAAAUUCACCUGUAACCUCAGUUUUGGAUGCAAAACAGUAUUACCUACAUAGAUGAACCUCCUAACUUGCUGGCUUCUUUCCAGCUCCCAUGUUCAGAAAGAUGGUUGUCUGUGUGUUUUUUGGGGUCUCAGACGGGCUUUCUGACCUGCUUGUAAACCUCUAAACUGUGUAAACCCAGAGGUGGCCCUAGGAGAGACCACCCAACACUCGGCUGCACAACACAAGGUUAUCUAGGCCUGUUCAUCCCGCCGUUUGUGUCGCAUAUGGCGUGCCCUCCAAUUUUGUCAUUCGAGUGUACUUGCUGCGGGGGAUUGUCCUGUUUGCAAACAUGAGUUGUGCUGUAUGAUACAGAGAUUGAUAUUAAUAUACCAUGUAUAUUAAUGUGAAUCUGUGGGCUGGAUAUUUCUUUUCUAUGACAGGAAAUAUCCAGACUGCUUAGAACUGGCUAUGUUUUAAUAUGCCUCAUGCUGUAGUGAUACGCGCAGUUGUUAAAAGAUUGCUUGGAUAGAAAU
This is a messenger RNA of Pteronotus mesoamericanus, 3683 nucleotides long. RefSeq names its product receptor interacting serine/threonine kinase 4 (gene RIPK4). Lineage: Eukaryota; Metazoa; Chordata; Mammalia; Chiroptera; Mormoopidae. Gene Ontology annotation, cellular component: cytoplasm. Gene Ontology annotation, biological process: protein phosphorylation. Bases 35 to 2398 code for a protein of 787 amino acids. The transcript has 8 exons. The record is from RefSeq and is a predicted model, not a curated record. Gene Ontology annotation, molecular function: protein kinase activity; protein binding; ATP binding.